Messenger RNA from Lodderomyces beijingensis, 636 nucleotides. The record is from the annotation of a GenBank genome assembly. NCBI's taxonomy places the organism in Eukaryota, Fungi, Ascomycota, Pichiomycetes, Serinales, Debaryomycetaceae.
AUGUUGAAGGUUUGGUUGACAGUUUCGUCGCUUUCACUUGGCGCAAUGGCAGCCCUUGGAGCUCAAGAUUCGCGGUUGUCCUCAUUGAAACAAAUUCGCGACGAUCACGACGAUUGCGAAAAUUGCAGAGAAGCUAAAUAUGUUUUGAACUUGCGAUGCGGUGAGCCACCAACUGACAACACGUUAGUUGAGACGUUUCUUCGAUGCAUUUGCAACUUGAAUGACGAUUUCUUUGACGAAUACAGCGACUGCAUCGAGGACUGCCGCUCGUAUACAUAUUACGAGCCAACUCGGGAUGACGACCAAUUGCGUCGCCACUACUGCAAUUUGGCCGACAACGUGUCGCCAGUGUUGGAAGCCAUCGAAGCUAGUGCCUCAACCGUCCCCGGGCUUUUACAAUGGCGCUAUGCAACUUCCGCCACAGAUACCCAGCCACAAACCACGAGAGGCUCUUCUUCUGAAACCAGUGGUGCAAGCGGUAGAACAAGUAGCGGCGCCAGUCAACAAACCAGCGCAACCAUAACCGUGACCACCACCACCAGCAGUGCUCAGCCAAGCUCUCAACCCACCACUCAAAACAGCGCACCCGGUAUGAAGACCAACUUGUGGGGAUUGGCUAUUCUUGCAUUGUUGUAA